Colletotrichum higginsianum IMI 349063 is the source of this 210-nucleotide messenger RNA. RefSeq lists its product as uncharacterized. The transcript has a single exon. Lineage: Eukaryota; Fungi; Ascomycota; Sordariomycetes; Glomerellales; Glomerellaceae. The record is from RefSeq and is a predicted model, not a curated record. The coding region runs from base 1 to 210 and encodes 69 amino acids.
AUGUCGACAUACACAAACGUCGAGAGUUGGUCCGUGGCACGGCCGACUCUAGGAUCGCCGAGACAUAACGGGGACGAGGGCAUCCCGGACAGGAUGCCUCUCAGGCACGCGCUGCUGAUGUGGUAUGUUUCCGAUCUCUUGCAGUAUCGAGAACGAAACGAAGAGAAGAAGAAGGAGACGAAGAAGAAGAAGAAGCUCCACCUGGAAUGA